AUGGCUACUCCUAAGAUCUUUAUAACGGGAGCAACGGGUUACAUUGGAGGAGAUACACUCCACGUCCUUUACGAAAAACACCCAGACUGGAACUAUGCAGCUCUAGUACGAACAGAGCAAAAGGCUGAACCAGUCAAAAACGCAUUCCCCAAAGUCAGGAUUGUGAUAGGCAAUCUAGACGAUGCAGAUAUUCUAGAGAAGGAAGCUGCUGCUGCUGAUGUGGUGAUACAAACAGACACGGCCGAUGCGUCAGACAACGAACCAGCUGCCCGCGCCAUAGCCAAAGGCCUCGCACAACACACCAAACAGAAACCCGGUUUCUGGCUUCACACAGGCGGCACAGGGAUCCUAGCAUGGGAAGACAUGCGCGACAUGGACAACCGCCUCGGGACUCACUCAGACCGCACAUACAACGACUGGGCCGGCGUGCAAGACCUGACCUCCCUCCCCUCCGACGCCUUCCAUCGCAACAUCGACGAGCUGGUCCUUGAAGCCGGACGCAACGGUGGGCAGGGUGGUGGCAUCCGCACCGCCAUCGUGUGUCCGCCUACCAUCUUCGGCCGUGGCCGCGGCCCGAGUAACGCUCGUAGUCGCCAGGCAUACGAAAUGGCAAAAUUCAUCUUGAAAGAGAAGUACGUCCCCAUCAUCGGCAAAGGAGAAACGCUCUGGAACAACGUGCACGUGCACGAUUUGAGUGAGCUCUUUGUGCUGCUUGCCGAGGCCGCGGUAUCUGGGAAACGCAACGACGACGAGGAGUUGUGGGGUGAGAAGGGGUACUUCCUUACUGAUGCUGCAGAGCAUAAGUGGGCGGAUCUUGCGAGGAAGAUGGGAGAGAAGGCGGUGGAGCUGGGGUUAGUGAAGACGGAUGGGGGUGCGAAGUUGGAGGAGAAGAAGCUGGCGAAACAAGAGGCGCUUGAUCGGGCUGGGUUUGAGGCGGUCAGUUGGGGAUUGAACAGUAGGGGCAAGGCUGAGAGGGGGAAUAAGACAGUCGGGUGGGUGCCGAACAAGGGCAAGAUUGAGGAUUAUGUGGAGGAGAUUUUGAAGGAUGAGAAGGAAAGACUGGAUCAGGAGUGA
This is a messenger RNA of Periconia digitata, 1074 nucleotides long. Lineage: Eukaryota; Fungi; Ascomycota; Dothideomycetes; Pleosporales; Periconiaceae. The record is from the annotation of a GenBank genome assembly.